CGGACGGGUCCGAGAUGACAAAAUCACGUGUAAGAAAGGCCAGGAGUAGGAUUCCGCAAGGCUUCUGUGUUUAAUGUAAAGGGAAAAUCAGGGUCAUACAAAACGGGGAGACUGUGGAUCAGAUUUAAACAACUGGGCUGCACGGUUUUCCUCUCCCAACUUCCGAGAGCGGUUUGACCACGCUUUGAGCUAGUGCAUGGUAAUUGUUUCGGCUGAUCACAGACUGGAGGGAUCACUCGCAGAGAGGGGACGCUAUAUUAACUUAAAAGGAAUGAAAGAACUUCGAUGAAGGCGAUUUUUCAGUAAAGUAACCUAAUGGUUUCGCGAUAGAAAUCCGAGAACGAGAUUAAUUAUUUUUAUUUUCAAUCACGCUUCUUUGGCAUAGUUUUUGGGGAUCGCUGGAGACUAUCUGAACCUGGAAGUGAAGAAUCCGCAUGGUGCUGCAACAGUGAAAGUUGAGAGUUCUACGGGAUUUCCUAACAGGCCAGACGUGAUGAUGGUGGAAUCGGCGACCGAGACCGUCCGAACCGCCUCCUCCAAUCAGAAUGGAGCCGGCGGCCCGGGCUGCCAAUUGGACGGGGGAGGGGGCGAGGGCGGGUCCAAGAGCGACGCCAACGGAGAGAGCGGGCACCUGGAACUGCUCCAGCUCCAGCAGCAGCAGGCCCUGCAGGCUGCACGCCAUUUUCUCCUCCAGCAAGCCACUGGACUCAACUCUCCCAGCAGCAAUGAAGUGAAGGUCCCUGUCUCCAUGGCAAUGAUGACCCCCCAGCUGAUGGUUCCUCAGCUGCAGCAGAUUCUGGCCCCCCCACAGCUGCAGGCCCUCAUGUUGCAACAGGUGCAGGAAUACUAUAAGAAACAGCAGGAACAGCUCCACCUUCAACUCUUAUCUCAGGGAGGAAAGUCAACAAAAGAGCAGUUGGGAUCUGGCUCUCCUCUGGCAUUCCAGCAGCAGCUGAUCCAGAUGCAGCAGCAGCACUUUCUCAACCUGCACAGACAGCAGAGCCUGGGGCUACACAACCUGCACCAAGCUGUGAGUCCAGCUGACUUGCAGAAGCUGUGGAAGGAUGUGGUGACCAUGCAGAGUGCCGAAGACGCAGUGAAACACACCGGCCUGGACCUGAGCGCCAACAGCUCCAACUCUACCUCAUACUCCUCCAAGGCCUCCCUGCACACAUCCCAUCAUGCACUGCCAAAUGGACACAGCUCUGUGCAAACCCAGAAGAGAGAGAGCCCUCUCCACGAGGAGCAGACAGGCUCGAACCCUCUGUACGGGCACGGCGAGUGCCGAUGGCCAGGGUGUGAGGCUCUCUGUGAAGAUUGGGGACAGUUCAUCAAGCACCUGAACAGAGACCACGUCCUGGACGACCGCAGCACGGCCCAGUGCAGGGUGCAGAUGCAGGUCGUGCAGCAGCUGGAGAUCCAGCUGUCUAAGGAGAGUGAGCGUCUGCAGGCCAUGAUGGCUCACCUGCACAUGCGCCCGUCGGAGCCGAAGCCUUAUAAACAGCCUGUGAAUAUGGGCACUAGUGCCUUGUUGUUGAAGCGGGACUGCCAGACUGUCCCAGAGGGAUUACCACACCCCCCCACCUCGGCCGCCACGCCCAUCACCCCGCUCCGCCAGGGCCCGUCCGUCAUCAGCUCCACUGGCCUGCAGAGCGCCGGGGCCAUCCGCCGCCGCAGCGCUGACAAACUGUGCACCCCCAUCGCCUCGGAACUGGCUCAGAAUUGGGAAUUCUACAAAAACGCUGAUGUCAGACCCCCCUUCACGUAUGCGUCACUCAUUCGACACGCUAUACUGGAGGCGCCGGAUAGGCAGCUGACUCUCAACGAGAUCUACAUCUGGUUCACCAGGAUGUUUGCGUACUUCAGGAGAAACACGGCCACGUGGAAGAAUGCUGUUCGGCACAACCUGAGUCUGCACAAGUGCUUCGUGAGGGUGGAGAACGUGAAGGGGGCUGUGUGGACCGUGGACGAGUCCGAGUACCAGAAACGGAGACCGCCAAAGAUGUCCGGAAGCCCACUGGUGAAGAAUGUGAUGUCUGGAUUAGCUUUUGGAUCACCCAGUGCCAGUUACAAGGCCUCUCUGUUGGAGAACAGUCUCUCCCUCCAGUACAGCCCCGCCCUGCUGCAGGCCUCUCCCCAGGCUGCCCUCAGCACGCUGUACAUGGGGCAGGAUGAUGUCACCAGCACUGUGGAGCAGCUCCAUAGCAACGACAGCAGCUGCAGCACCAGCCCCUCCCCUCAGCCUCUGGGGUGGCAGACUGCAGUGAAGGAAGAUGCCACUGAGGUCACGGAGGUCGCGAGACUUGCGCCGCUCACGGCAACCGUUGCUCAGAACCUGCUGUUGCCUGGAGACGAGGGAGAGCAGGACCAGGACCAGGACCAGGACCAGGACCAGGACCAGGAGGAGCAGCCUCUGACUGAGGAGGCAGAUUAGAGAGGGAAGGAGUCAGGAGGAGGAGCAGCCUCUGACUGAGGAGGCCCGUUAGAGAGGGACGGAGUCAGGAGGGAUCUUCUGUGGAACGCCCUGUUCCCCCUCAGCAUUAAAAUCAAGAAACACACAAAAUAAAAAAUACUAAAAAAACGAAGAGAGAAGCCCUCACCUGUUCUUAUGCCCAGCUGUCAUAAUGCAACACUCCAGAAUACUGAUGCAACAUCCUUUCGUUUUAGAGAGAACUCUUUCUGUGUACGUGAAAGUAUGCCCGUGUCUCGCAUGGUGACGAUGCUCACCAGUCAUUGGGAAGACCGCACCCUGGAGGACCCUCACAGAUGGCCCUGUCAUGUGAGCCUGUCACCGUCUCGUCCCGGAAGCAUCUGAGAUGUCUUAAACAAACGGCUGUGGGUCGGGCUGGUUUGAAGAUUCACAGGGAACCUGUACGUUUUGGAAAUCCUUCUCCAAGUUGUCUCUCCCACAGACAUGGUUUUGUGUUUGGGGCAAAAAGGAAGGAUUAAAGGACUUUUCAGAAUUACCUCAAAAAUGUGCUUAAACAAAAAUCACAGAGACACAUUGGAGACCAAGAAGAAUAAGUGUUAUUCCUGGCAUUUAUAUGAAUUUAUACUUUUCUUUUUUCUUAUUGGGAAGAAGUGUGAGUUGUUUAAACUGUGGGGGAAUGGACAACAGGACCCCUGACACAGCACCAGGCCAUGUCCCUGGGGUUCCCCUUCUUUUACAUUUCCCUCCUGUGGAUCCGGUGCGUGGGACUGCUCUCAUUUUUCUGUUCCUGGAUUAGGGAAAGGCUCACUUCUGAAGAUUUAAAAAAACAAAGGCUUCUUUCAUCUGAAAAACCUCAUCAGAUUGGACAGUGUCUGCUCGCACCAGAAUUUGAGCAUGAGACAUGGAAUCUGUUUUUGUUUCAUUAACGGACAUUAGGAAGAACUGUGCGAUGGCACCAUUCUGAAGGUUUCGCGGUCUUUCUUCAUCCAAAGCAUAACUGAAGCAUUUUUCUAUUCAGACUCUGUCUGUUAAAGCUGGAGUCACUGCCAAGCUUUCACUGAAGCAACCACUGUGGGUGAUCACCAAACUGGGACUUCAAAUUGUAUUUUCAUUUUUUGUUAUUUUCUUUAGUCUUUUUUUCCUUCUAGGUUGAGCAUGGAUGAGCAUAGCAUAUCUCUGGUCACCGCCAAUUUUUUAAAGCCAAUUAGGUUUAUGCCAACUGCUUGUUCUCAGCCAUUCCAGACUUUGGUGAUUGCAGUUUUGAUUUAUUUAACCUUUAUUUAAUGAGGAAAUCCCAGUAAAAUAUAGAAUUACACAUGAGACUUGGCCAAGAGUGCAGCACAACAAAUAGAAGCAGAAAAUGUCCAAAAACAGACGUGAAUGAUGCAGGGGACAGAAGGGGUAGUGGUAGAGUAGCGCUGUAACUUCGGGCUGUGGUCUGCGUCUACGCUUGGCCUCAGCAGCCAGGUAAAGGUGAUCACCUUCUGCAGACCUCAUGGUGAUAUGCCUGCUUUUUAUUAUUCUUAUCAUUUUCUUCUUCUUUUUUUAACAUCAGCUGUGAUUCAAAGACGCAUCCAUGAAGCUUUAAGGACAUCUCUGUGGUCCAUUCCUCACAGACGAGCUGGAAUUGUGUUAAGUGUAUGGGAAUUAAAGGGGAUUUUUGGGGGGUUUUGUUUGUGGGUUAACCGAUAUGCCAAGUCUUUCUUACUGUAUGGAAUCAGAGGUGGCGUACCAUGUAACAUUGGUGAAGUUGUUUGUAAUUCACUAUACGUGAGUUGUAUGGUCUAGAUUUCUGUACAAAGUAUGCAUUAAGCAUAUCUUUCUUUCUGCAAUGUCAUACCAAAUUACAUUUUAUUUGUAAUUUUCUUUGUUAAUUUUUUUCAUUUAUUUUCCCAGUUAAAAUUUAUCAGUUUUGAAAGGUUAAAAGUUACCAAAGAAACACGAGGUAAACCAAAAGCCUUUGGUUUUGUCCCAUUGCUUCCAAAAGCGGAAUACUGUCUAAAAUAAUCCACUUUUUUGUUUCUUUUUUUUUAUUGUUUAUAUAUAUAUACUGUAUUAUGAUUUACUUGUCCAUUGCAUACAGUAUAGAUCAUUCCAAAGUAUAUAAAAUGCAGAAGAGAAUAUUUAUGGUUGCUAAAAUACUGGUUGUCUAGAUUAGAGCAAUGCAAAACAAGCAGGGUAAUGGGGCCAAGCAGGUAGUCAGUAUUACAACCUCCAGCUCCUAAAAAUGACAGAAAGCACUUAAAUCUAGCUGGGGCUGCAGCUCUGUCCUCCAGAAUACAAUACCCUUUCAAAGCACUUGACUAAAAAAAAACCUCUGCCCAGAAAACACAAAUAAUUGGUUGAAAGUGAUUGGUUGGAGUUCUGAAAGCAUUUCGCCAAAUUUCAUGAACCCUCAUUCUCUGAUCAGUGACCGAAGAUGUUUGGUAAUGGGAGGGUUGUUACUUUGAAUGUUUAUCUAAUACUUUUAUUCAGACGAAUCAUCUUAUCAAUUCAACGCUAAAAAGAUAAUCAAUGUUUUAUACUUUUGUAAGUUUAAAGCAGUUUCAUGACGGAACUGAAAAGUGGUGCAGUUAUGUAUUUGGCUCGCCAUAAUACAACUCACUUUUGCAAUGGGCCUACAGUGAGCCAGAUGAUGUCAUACCACUUGAAAUCACACAAAUUAUUUCUAUGCUCACAAUAAACACACUGCAAAAAAAGACUACCUCUGAAAAUGACCAAGCGCUGUAAAAAAAAAAAAAAAAGGAAAAAGUUAAACACUUGUGCUAAACUUCUUUUUUAAACAUACAGUGCAGUCCAUAAGUAUUCGGACAGUGAUGCAGUUUUUAUUUUAUAGUGACACUGUACAUUAUUUGAUGGUCAGCUUUGGGGGUAUUUACAUCCAUAUCAGGUGAACCUCCUGGGAACUACAGACCUCGCAUAUACAGACAUCGCAUGCAAAGGAUUUGCAACCAAUCACUAAAUAUGAUAACUUUAUUUAAGAUGAUGUUAAUUUGUCCAAUUACUUUUGGUACCCAUAAAAUGGUUGAACUUUGUAAGAAAAGGGCUGCCAUACCUGCAAAGUACACCCAAUAUGGAUGUAAUUAGCCACAAAUUGAAAUUGACAGUGCACAUUAACCUCACAUUCAUUGUUUCGUUUCAAAUCUAGGGUCCUGUAGCACAGAUCAAAAAUUGUGUCGCUGUCCCAAUACUUACAGGCUGAACUGUAUAUGCAGGAUACUGCCAUCUGGCUUGUAGCAUGAAGCCCUCUGUGUAGGCAAAGCAGCGCCGAUUAGAAGAUAAAGAAGGCUCGCUUUAAAAUCGGCAAGACUGGGAUCGACAAUUCCUUAGAACAGAAUCCAAGGUAGCGGGCAGUCAUCACCUUGUCUGAGAAUGCAAUGGACAAAUAUUAAUUUGGAGCAUAGAGGUUUUGAGGAGCCUAGAGUUUUGGAGGGGUCUGUUUAGUUGCAGCCUUUCAUACUGGCAUGUAUGCAUGCGGGGUGACUAGUAAAUACAGUACGAACAGUGUUGUAGCAGGAUGUUGGGCGGUAAAUUAGAAGACCAGACCUCGUUCAGUUCCCUUGUCUGGCUCUUCGACCCCCAAAAACCCCGGGUUACCAUGACAUUAAUUGAAAGGAUAGGCAUUAUAGUCAAUGUAUUAUUUUGUUUUGAUAGCGUUGCAAAUGAAAACGCGCUGAAUGUAACUAUUGAGUCAAUGAAUAACGUUAGCUUUUUAAAUCCACACAAUACUGGACAAAUGCUUUAAUGGCUGUCUCGCGCCUCUAGGUAUUGAAGUAUAAGUAGGAAGGUUUUUUGUUGGGGUGAUAUUAAUUGGUACAGUAGCUAGUUUGGUGGUUCUCGAAUAGCUUUUUUUGUCCGCUGGAACAUGGUUCAGCUUCUGAAUGGUAGACUGUCAGCGUGAGAGGAACUUCCUGGGUGCGUCCCAAUGUGCAGAAAAUGCAUCCUCCUUUCCUCCACUCAAUUCCUCCUCCCAAACUUCCAGAUCGGAGGAGUGUGCGGAAAAAAGCAGGUUCUAUUUCUUCGAGUAUGGGGACGCACCCACUAUCUGCGUCUGCUGGCCUUGCGCAGGUGAACAAAGCAAGUACCUUACUUGGAAACGCUGUUUCCAUGGCAGCCUUCAAUCACGCUGCAGGCUGCAACUGUUAAAGUUCUUUAGGAGAUGUUGACUGACAUCUUUCGAUUGUUUAAAUAGAUCAUUAUUAUUUUUUAAGAAACUACUCCUUCUUGACAUUUCUUGAUGUAUUGUUGUAUAUUAGCGCUUGGUCUGACUCUGGCUUCAUUUUAGAAUCUGUUAUUUUAUGGGUCUUUAGCUAUUGUAAACUUUGAACUCUUCUCCUACACCUUAUUGCCUAAGCAUAAGUGUAUGUAUGUAUCAUGACAUGCUACAGGUUACAUAUUGUCUUGUUUGUUUGUUUCAUAACACGUCUGGGACGAUGAGGACAUUUUUUAAGUGUAUUACCUUAAAAAAUACAAAUAAAAGUUCCUUGAUUCUUGAUUUA
Molecule: messenger RNA, 6930 nt
Organism: Conger conger (European conger)
Lineage: Eukaryota; Metazoa; Chordata; Actinopteri; Anguilliformes; Congridae
Product: forkhead box protein P4-like
Exons: 17
Coding region: 494-2434 (646 amino acids)
Biological process (GO): regulation of transcription by RNA polymerase II
Cellular component (GO): nucleus
Molecular function (GO): DNA-binding transcription repressor activity, RNA polymerase II-specific; RNA polymerase II cis-regulatory region sequence-specific DNA binding
Source: RefSeq, a predicted model, not a curated record